CAUUGUGGGAUCGGAACGGCACAGCAAAUGGUGGAGGCUGGAGGCAGAGGAAACCCGGGGUUGAAAUUUGCCAAUACAGCAGCAAACCGGCAUCCCGAUCUGGCAGGAUGGUGGCGGUGACAGCCUGCCGCGUCGCGACUGGAUUUUGAUGAAAGAAAAGGCGCAAGCUUGCGUCGUCUUUGCUGUCGUGUCGGCUUGGAAGGAGAAAGUGGCACCGUCUAUGUCAAUGGACGCUGACGUACGAGUGGUACACGCACGGCGAUUUUAUUUUCACACAAGAGCGAAAAAGUAGGCCGGAUCGUGCUGUAGGACUGCGAUCGCCUUGUUGUUGUUGUUUUUGUUUUUUUUUGUAUCGGGAGGAUUUUAUACAAGAGGCGCAGCGAAAAUGACUACGAGCAGCCCCGAGGCGGUGAAGAAAUUACUUGAGAACAUGCAGACCGAUCUGCGAUCGCUGUCAAUGGAGUGCAGGAAGAAAUUCCCCCCCGUGAAAGAGGCUGCAGAAUCGGGCAUAGUGAAAAUCAAGACGAUAGCCUCCAGGAACACGGACAUCCUGGCAGCUCUGAAAGACAACAGCUCAGAAGUCGUUCAGCCGUUCCUCAUGGGCUGUGGGACCAAGGAACCGAAGAUCACUCAGUUAUGCCUGGCAGCCAUUCAGCGGCUCAUGUCUCACGAAGUGGUGUCUGAGGCUGCGGCUGGAAACAUUAUCAACAUGCUGUGGCAGCUGAUGGAGAACGGGCUGGAAGAACUGAAGCUGCUGCAGACCGUCCUGGUGCUCUUAACCACCAAUACUGUGGUCCACGAUGAGGCACUGUCAAAGGCGAUUGUGCUGUGUUUUCGACUGCACUUCACCAAGGACAACAUUACUAACAACACUGCCGCCGCCACUGUCAGGCAGGUCGUCACGGUGGUCUUUGAAAGGAUGGUGGCCGAGGAUGAGCGAUGCAAAGGUAUUAUGGAACAACCUCCUCCAGUUCAAGGAAACAGCAACCGGAGGUCAUUCAGCUCCCUGAGGCCUUGUGCUAAGGACGCGUACAUGUUGUUUCAGGACCUGUGCCAAUUGGUCAAUGCGGACGCCCCUUACUGGCUGGUGGGCAUGACAGAAAUGACGCGGACAUUUGGCCUUGAGCUUUUGGAAUCCGUUUUAAAUGAUUUCCCUGGGGUGUUCUUGCAGCAUCAGGAAUUCAGCUUCCUCUUGAAGGAGAGAGUGUGCCCACUGGUGAUUAAACUCUUCUCUCCCAACAUUAAAUUCAGACAGGGGAGCAACACCACAGCCUCUCCAGCUCCGGUGGAAAAGCCUUACUUCCCCAUUUGUAUGCGUCUCCUGCGAGUAGUGUCAGUUCUGAUCAAGCACUUCUACAGCCUGCUGGUCACGGAGUGCGAGAUUUUCCUGUCUCUGCUGGUGAAGUUUUUGGAUGGAGAGAAACCACAGUGGCUUCGGGCUGUCGCAGUCGAAUCUAUACACAGACUCUGUGUGCAGCCCCAUUUGUUACGAUCAUUCUGUCAAUCGUACGACAUGAAGCAGCACUCCACUAAGGUCUUCAGAGACAUCGUCAACGCCUUGGGUUCCUUCAUCCAGUCUCUCUUUAUUGUGCCUAGCACAGGAAUCCCAGCUACUGUCAACACACCAACAGGUGGUUCGGGGUCCGGAGGCCAGCCAGUUCCUCAGGGAGGUCCUGGAGGGGCUGGGGUGAGCGGAGGGGUGAUGCCACAAGCUGCCUUUGAGUACAGGGGGACCUGGAUACCUCUCAUGACGAUUAGCGUGCAGGGCAGCGCCAAAGCCACAUACUUGGAAAUGCUCGACAAGGUGGAGCCGCCGUCGAUCCCGGAAGGCUACGCGAUGUCCGUGGCCUUCACCUGCCUGCUGGACUUGGUGCGAGGCAUCACCUCCAUGAUCGAGAGGGAGCUGGGAAAGGAGGAGGCGGAGGCCGGGCGCGGGGCCGCGGAGGCAACGGCCCCCCAGAAACAGCCUCCGGAGCGGCAGGCGCAGCCUGGCGAGCAGGAGUCCGGGACCCAGGUGGUCUGGGAAGAGAUGGUGAGCGCCUGCUGGUGUGGACUUCUCGCCGCCCUCUCCCUCCUGCUGGACGCCAGCACUGACGAAACGGCGACGGAGAACAUCCUGAAGGCGGAGAUGAUGAUGGCGGUGCUGUGCGGGAAGCUGGGCCUGGUCACCCCGAGAGACGCCUUCAUCACCGCCAUCUGCAAAGCUUCCCUGCCGCCGCAUUACGCCCUCACCAUCCUCAGCAGCUCGGCCUCCAAUCUCUCCAACAAGUUGACCGACUACAUCUGUGGGAAGGCUGUGACUUCAGCAUCUCACAAUGCGUAUUCCAUCCAGGGGCACAGUGUCCAGAUCAUCAGCCCCUCCAGUGAGUCUCAUCAGCAGGUGGUGGCUGUGGGACAGCCUCUCACUGUCCAGCCUCAAGGCACAGUCGUGCUUACUGCUAAAAACAUCCAGUGCAUGAGGACCCUGCUGAAUCUAGCGCACUGUCACGGCUCUGUUCUCGGGACGUCCUGGCAGCUGGUGCUGGCCACUCUGCAGCACCUGGUGUGGAUUCUGGGCCUGAAACCCGGAAGCGGAGGAGCGCUGAAACCGGGCCGGGCCGUGGAGGGGCCGAGCACGGUGUUAACCACAGCCGUUAUGACCGAUUUGCCUGUCAUCUCCAACAUUCUUUCAAGACUGUUUGAAAGUUCACAAUACCUUGACGAUGUGUCUCUGCAUCACUUGAUAAACGCUUUGUGUUCCCUGUCCAUGGAAGCUAUGGAUAUGGCCUACGGGAAUAACAAGGAACCCUCUCUGUUUGCUGUGGCUAAGCUGCUAGAAACAGGCUUGGUGAACAUGGACCGUAUUGAAAUUCUCUGGAGACCUUUGACUGGCCAUCUCUUGGAGAAGGUUUGUCAGCAUCCAAAUGCCAGAAUGAGAGAGUGGGGCGCAGAAGCAGUAACUUCGUUGAUAAAGGCUGGAUUGGCCUACAGGCAUGACCCUCCCCUGUCACAGAACCAGAGGCUCCUUUUGCUCUUGUUGAACCCCCUGAAAGAGCUGUCGAACAUUGCGCACUCCGACAUCAGGCAGAAGCAGCUGGAGUGUGUCCUGCAGAUCUUACAGAGCCAGGGCGACAGCCUGGGUCCCGGCUGGCCCCUCGUGCUGGGCGUCAUCGGUGCGAUCCGCAAUGAUCAGGGGGAAUCCUUAAUUCGAACAGCCUUCCAGUGCCUGCAGCUGGUGGUCACAGAUUUCCUGCCAACCACGCCCUGCACCUGCCUUCAGAUCGUUGUAGACGUCGCUGGCAGCUUUGGACUGCAGAAUCAAGAGCUGAAUAUCAGCCUGACCUCAAUAGGUCUGCUGUGGAACAUCUCGGACUACUUCUUCCAAAGAGGAGAGACGAUCGAGAAGGAGCUGGACAAGGAGGAGGCUGUGCUGGAGAAGCAGGCCAAGGAGAAGGGUGUGCCGCUGAACCGGCCCUUCCACCCGGCCCCGCCUUUCGACUGCCUCUGGCUGUGCCUGUACGCCAAGCUCGGGGAGCUGUGCGUGGACCCGCGGCCGGCCGUGAGGAAGAGCGCCAGCCAGACGCUCUUCUCCACCAUCACGGCGCACGGGACUCUGCUGCAGCAGGCCACCUGGCACACCGUCGUCUGGAAGGUUCUGUUCCACCUGCUGGACUGCGUGCGGAAGUCUUCCACCACAGCAGACAAGGAGAAGAUCGAGUCGGGAGGAGGAAACAUCCUCAUCCAUCACUCCAGGGACACUGCGGAGAAGCAGUGGGCAGAGACCUGGGUGUUGACUUUGGCUGGGGUGGCCAGGAUCUUCAACACCAGAAGAUACUUACUGCAGUCUCUAGGGGAUUUCUUCAAAGCCUGGGACGUGCUUCUGGACCACAUCCAGUCCGCGGCCCUGAGCAAGAACAACGAAGUCUCCCUGGCGGCCCUGAAGAGCUUCCAGGAGAUCCUCCAGAUCGUGACGCCGGUGAAGGACUCGGAAAAGGCCGACGCGCUGGCCGCCAUGGGCAUGCCCGUCCUGAUGGAGCCGGUGACGGCCUCGGGGCCCGGCAGACCCCUGCUGCGGUCCGACUCCCUCGGGGAGAGGCUCGCCAGGUACAACGGCGCCGAGCAGGCGGCCGCGGCGUCCGAGGAGAUCGACGACUCGGCCCUCUGGUGGUCCGCCUGGAACACCUGGUACCGGAUAGGCACGGAGAGCACCAGACCGCCCACGGGCUCGGAGAAGCUCGCCUUUAUACCCAGCCAGCCUUUCCUCACCGCCCUGGUUCAGAUCUUCCCCGCCCUGUACCAGCACAUCAAAACGGGGUUCAGCAUGGAGGACCUGAAGAAGCUGGGGGUCAUCCUGUACGGGGCGGUCUCUGUUCCCAUCAGCUCGGACGCCUCUCCUUUCAUCCUCCCCUCCUAUACGGAGGCCGUCCUGACGAGCCUGCAGGAAGCCGUCCUGACGUCUCUGGACGUCUUGCAAAAGGCCAUCUGUGUCGGACCAGAGAACAUGCAAGUCAUGUACCCAGCAAUCUUUGACCAGCUCCUGCUGUUUGUGGAGUUUGCCUGCAAACCGCCUCAGUACGGAAAGCUAGAAACCAAACAUGUGGCCAACGCGAAAUAUAAUCAGAUCCAACUAUUUGCACCGGCCGAGUGGGUCGCCUUGAACUAUGUCCCAUUCGCAGAAAAAUCCCUGGAAGUGGUGGUGGAUCUGUACCAGAAAACAGCUUGCCACAAAGCGGUAGUCAGUGAGAAAGUGCUGCAGAAAAUCAUCAAGACCAUGAGGAUACCGUUGGGUCUGAAGUACGCCUGCCCUUCAGAAAGCACGUGGAAGCUGGCAGUGUCGUCUUUGUUGAAAGUGCUAUCGAUUGGACUUCCAGUUGCACGGCAGCACGCGUCUUCUGGGAAAUUUGACACCAUGUGGCCAGAGCUCGCAAAUGCGUUUGAAGACUUCCUGUUCACAAAAAGCACGCCUCCGGACAAUCUCUCUAUUCAAGAAUUUCAGAAAAAUGAAAGCAUAGAUGUCGAGGUUGUCCAGCUUAUCAGCACAGAGAUCCUGCCUUUUGCAAAUUUUAUCCCCAAAGACUUUGUUGGACAGAUCAUGACGAUGCUAAAUAAGGGAUCGAUUCACUCUCAGUCUACAUCAUUUACAGAGGCAGAGAUAGACAUUCGGAUGAGGGAGGAGUUUUCCAAGGUGUGCUUUGAAACGCUGCUGCAGUUCUCCUUCAGCAACAAAGUCUCGACCCCUCAGGAAGGCUACAUCUCCAGAAUGGCCCUCUCCGUGCUCUUGAAAAGGUCCGAGGACGUGCUGCACCGCUACGUGGCGGACGAGAGGCUCAGCGGGCGGUGUCCUCUGCCGAGGCAACAGGUGACAGAAAUCAUAUUUGUCCUAAAAGCUAUCAGUACACUCAUGGACUCUCUCAAGAAAACACAACCAGAAAAUGUGGAUGGAAAUACUUGGGCACAAGUAAUUGCUUUGUACCCGACUCUUGUGGAGUGUAUAACGUGUUCAUCUUCUGAAGUGAGCUCAGCUCUGAAAGAAGCUCUCAGUCCUUUCAAAGACUUUAUGCAGCCACCAGUAACCAAAGUGCAAAAUGGAGAGUCAUGACUGCUGACGUAAAGCAAGGAAGACAGAGUUUUUAUGGAAGAAGUUAAAGACUAAAGGCACAGCACGGACCUCUCAUUCGACAAGGGCCUGUUUGAACAGGGACAACUGUGAGAGACCGCCCCCAGCAAAAGGAAUUGACCGAUAUCCGUGUAAACUUAAGUACAAGUUAAUAAUUGAACUUGAGCAGCUGGACUUACCGUAUUAACUGCUACAAUAAAAAUGCAGUGUUUUCCGAAGGGAGUGUAAAAUGUACAGUGUGUGGUGAUAGUGUUAAUGAUGUAAUUAAGAAUAAAGUAUCGAGGCGUUCUUGAUCUAAUGAAGCAACAGUUGAUGGUCUUUUGUGCACUUUUUUAGCACGAGAAAUCAAUAAUGAUUGGGAGUUUUGCGCAGACCCUUUUGUAACAUUCCAUGUCAUCUGUAGCCAGUCUGAGAAGGGGAUGUACUUGUGUGUGUACAAAUAAAUGGUACAGUUCUAUAAUUUUUCCCAUUAAAAACUGUGAAGGAAA
Lepisosteus oculatus (spotted gar) is the source of this 6084-nucleotide messenger RNA. The record is from RefSeq and is a predicted model, not a curated record. Lineage: Eukaryota; Metazoa; Chordata; Actinopteri; Semionotiformes; Lepisosteidae.